AUGGAGACGACGAUUCCCGAAAUGCCCGCCCCAGCAUGGGGGUACGCCGCUGGGAUGGUGUCGGAGCCACAUCCCAAGCCCGCCCCACAAACAGCGCAACAACAGCCCGGAUCUCCUGAGAAGGGGAAAGGUAAGCUGCAGAAGAAGAUAGGACCACCAAAAGCACCCACUCCAUCAGUAGCUCCUACGCAACUCAAUACACAAUACCCCAAAGCGAGUACGUUCGAGCAGAGGCAGUCCUAUUACCAGCAGCCUUUGGGAUCACUGCCUGCGCUGUCACAGCCAACGCAGUUAGCCCAUAGUCGGAUCCCAGCGGGCUACGCGCCCCAAGGCCGACAGCAGCAGGCACAGGAACAAGAGGAGACGGAGGAGACGGAGGAAGAUGACGAAGAGGAAGAGUCGGAUGAGGGCGAUGAAGAGGAGGAGGGGGAAUCUGACUACCCAGCUCAGCGACAGAACCGAUCUCAUGGCGGAUACGGGUAUGAGCCAGAGCAGCGGGCGUCGCCUACGAAGAAGAUUCUGCGCCCCAGGGAGAAGGUCGAUCCAUAUGGCGGAUAUAUGGACGUGUCCCCCAUAGGUCGCAAAGACGGUAGUGGCUCUCCGACCAAGGUUAAUAUACGGCCUAAGUUUCGCGAGCGGGUGCAGCGAUACCAAGAGGAGCUACAUGAUCGCAAGCCGAAGAAGGUUCUUCGCGAGCGAGAGCCUGUGGAGCUCAGAAGUCAUGAGAGAUCGAGGAGCGCAUUCGAGGAGAGAGAGAUUGUCAGGCAUAAAAGAGAAGUGGCAAGCGAGAGGGAACGACCAAGGCCUGGGUCAGCGUUUGCACGGCGAAGGAGGUACGACGACGAUGACGACGACGACGACGUGAGGUUGGCGUACGAGGACGAGGACGACGAAGAGAGCGAGGAAGAGGAAUGGAGGAACAUGCCGAAGAGAGGUGCUGCCACCAGGCGAACACGCGAACGAGUUCGGGAAUGGGAGAGAGACCUCGAUCAAUGUGAAGGAAGGGAAAGUCGGUCAGCCGCAAGUCCUCAGUGGGGUAUUCGUGACCUGCCCUCCGCGGCGCAGCGGCGAGCUUUGUCGACGGAUCCUACGACGCGGUAUAGGGAUGAAUAUGACGAAGAGGAAGAGUGUCGACGCGGUCCUUCCAGAGAAAGAGUCUAUCGCGACGACCAAGACCCUAGACUGAGAUAUCGCGGUGGAUCAACUGGGCUACCUCAACUGCCUGCGAUGACACGCGAAGGUCGAGGGAGCCCGGAAAAGUCUCAAGGAGGACCACGACGGAAGAUAACCCCACUCAAACACCACGAGGAUGAGGACGACCAGGACACGACGCCUCGUCGGCCAACCAAUCAGGGGCAUAGUCUCCACAUGAGGUUUUCAGCUAUUAAUCUGAAUGGAGGCCCCAAUGGAAACCGGAGCGACAGUCGCGGUUCGUCGAGCUCUGGUGCAUGGCCCGCAGACCUUCCGCGUCUGCCGAGGACACCUGGAUCGGCAACGACUCCAGGAGGUGUUAGCAACGAUGCUGGAGGAUACUUCGAUGUUCGCCCGCCACAACAGGGCAUGUCAUCGCAGGGUUCAGAUUUCCGACACAACCAAGUGCAUGGAACUCCCAAUCAACGACCAAACCUGAACAUAGACGACCCUCCACCUCGUGCGACAAUUGUCAGGACGCCAUCUCCCGGUCCAUCAGGGUACACUUUCAAGAGAGAACUGCCCCAGCAGCCUCGGAGUCGCCCUCAGAGCCAGGCGUACCCACAGAACACUGCCAACGAGCAGCUCCAACGCCGUCGAUCGUUGUACUCUGCUCCAAGCGAACCCAUCCACCAGGAAGUCAAUGCUUCGCCGCAGAGGCGACCUCAAAGCCAAAUUUACGCCUCUUCUCAUGGGAACUCGCAACCUAUGUUUGGCCACGGUCAACACCAGCAACCCCAGCAAUAUUGCCAUAAUCAGAGCCAUCCUGGGUCUCAGCCACAGCUCUCUUUCCCCGACCAAGGCCCUCAGUUCUCCUUUGAUAACCGACAGCAGCCUCAGACUCCUGCUCCUCCCGCUCUGGUUGGUAUUGAGUCGCCGCAUCCGAUAGGAGGAAGAGAAAAGCUCGCAGAUAUUCCGAAGUUGGAGGAAGACAGCAACGACGGGAGUGACCAUGAACGUACGGUCCCCAGGAUCAACACCCCCAACUCUAAUGUAUCGAGGAUUCAUGUUGACUCUGGCCCGUCCUCCAUUCCUAUGAUCAACAUCGAUUCUUCACCCCGAAUGUCCAACGCCAUGCCCAUGAUCAAUGUCGAACCUCCCAGGAUUAACGUAGGCUCCGAUACACCCAGGAAGCAGGCCAGCCAGGGUGCGAAUAGGCCAAACGUGCAGGUCUUUGAGGUUCCUGGUGUCAGUGUCUCCGGACCUGAGUUUGACGCCCACCACUCCGGUCCGAAUAUCAACAUCUCGGGGCCUGACGAUCAUGGCGGGCAUCACCAUGGCCCUCGUCAUGAACAGCACCAGCAUCAACCCCGGCGUCCGCCUUCUCAGCAUUCUCAGUUCGCUGGGCAGCAGUAUGGGCAGCAGCAGCGUCCAGGUGGCCUCAUCUGCGGUGGGUGCCAUGGGCCAAUCAUCGGGCGAAUUGUAAGCGCUAUGGGUUCAAGAUGGCACCCCUCUUGCUUCAAAUGUGCGGUGUGCGGCGAGUUGCUUGAGCAUGUUAGCUCGUACGAGCAUGAUGGGCGGCCUUACUGCCAUCUGGAUUAUCAUGAGAACUUCGCUCCGAGGUGUUACUCCUGCAAAACCGCCAUCAUCGAGGAGCAAUUUAUCAGUUUGGAUGAUCCUGCGCUUGGAAAGAGAACGUAUCAUACUCAGCACUUCUUCUGCGCGGAAUGUGGCGAUCCUUUCCUGGACACAUCCACUCAGCUCGCCACGGACUCUCAUGGAGAGCUCGCUCUUAGUGGUGACGGCGAAUUUGAAGGGUUUACGGUGUACAAGGGUCACCCGUAUUGCGAAGCUUGUCAUGUUCGACUUCGGUUACCGAAGUGCAAACGAUGUAAGAAGUCGAUUCGCGACCACGAAGAAGCCGUCGAGGCCCUUGGAGGGAAAUGGUGUUGGAGUUGCUUUGUCUGCGCAAGUUGUCAUAAACCCUUCGAAGACCCGUCCUUCUUUCAACGAGGUGAUCAGCCAUACUGCGAGCAUUGCUUCAGUAUUAUGCUGCGCAACGAAGUGUAG
Messenger RNA from Cyclocybe aegerita, 3201 nucleotides. The record is from the annotation of a GenBank genome assembly. NCBI's taxonomy places the organism in Eukaryota, Fungi, Basidiomycota, Agaricomycetes, Agaricales, Hemipholiotaceae.